Sardina pilchardus (European sardine) is the source of this 1812-nucleotide messenger RNA. RefSeq names its product chromosome 5 CXorf58 homolog (gene c5hxorf58). Bases 243 to 1205 code for a protein of 320 amino acids. The record is from RefSeq and is a predicted model, not a curated record. Gene Ontology annotation, molecular function: protein binding. Lineage: Eukaryota; Metazoa; Chordata; Actinopteri; Clupeiformes; Clupeidae. The transcript has 8 exons.
GAGCGUUAAAGGAUCUUUGAAGUUAUGUUCAACCAGUCUUUUAAAAGAUAUAAGUGUCUCUGGUUCAACACUGUGUAGAACUACAUAGUCUAGCUUGCUACUAACUAGCGAGCAGUGAUGGAUUCUAUCGUCAGUUUUGACCCCCAACAGGCAGUUUGUGCUGCUAUGAAGAUCCAGAGAUUCUGGAGGUCCUACCAGGACAAGACUCUGUUCCGCCUGCUUCUUCAAACAGUUCGGAAGGCAUGCCCCAGGAGAGUUCUGUGACUCCUGCCAUCCUGCGGCAGCUAAACCCCAGAGAGGCCCAGCUCCUCACAGACCCCAGCAUGCACUGCAAGGUGCGCUUCAGGUUCUGUGGGUCUCGGUUCCCCCCCUUCAUCGUCUUUAAGAUUUUCCAGAGUGGUGGCAGACAGCACUACAUCUCAGGGAAGAAGAUAUUCAGGCCGUCCAAUCAGGCCACACCUCAGACCUGCAAAAUCAUGGGAAACAGGAAGUUCCUGGACCUGCUGGUUACAGACGAGCUGCUGCACCACGGGCGAUGUGUUGCUGAUGCAGCUGAUGUCGUCUGCAUGAGGGACUUCAUGCAGUACUCCAGUCAUCUUGACGAGCUGCCGGCGUACCUUGGUGGCCGUUGCAACAGCUGGCGCACCCUGAGACUCCACCCUCUCCCUGGCCCCGCCCUGAACUACGCCCACCUGCCCCUGGGGAGAGCCGGCCCAGCGGGUGCACACCUGAGGCAAGACCUCCAGAGGGCGCUGCUGGGCGACCACGCUGCUGGGGAGGCGGAGCCUACUGGAGGAGGAGCUAGAACACUCAGGUCUCCAGCAGCUCCUCCGUCGUCCUUUGCGUCGGUUCCUGUCUCCGAGAGAGGUCACUCUCGUCGGCAGACACCAUCCUCCUCACGAGCUUCUUCAGCUGCCUCUUCCUCUCGAAGGUCUGGAAAAUUCCACCGCGCCAUGUCCAAGAAGAUGCGGCAGCUGUACCUCUCUGGCCACCAUAACGAAGCUUACCAACUGAGCCCAGAUCUGCCCCUGAGGGUCAGGCCAACGGAUACUGUCCCCGAGGAUGAGGAGGCGGAGUUUAACAGGAGGCCCUCCCCUUUCUCAAACAAUUCAGACUGGGAGGAGGAACAGGAAGAAGCAGACAGACUAUGUGAUUGGUCAAGGAAUUUGGGGGAAUUUGAGGAUGAUAUUGAGCCAAUGAUCUGAUGCGUAUUGUUUUAAUAGCUAAUAACUUUAAUAGCUAAUUAAAACAAUGAUUAAUGAUUAUUGUGCAACAAGGAACAAGGAUUUCCUUUACACAAUGCAAACAGUAUACUUUACAAUACAACAUAUGAGGCUCCAACUAACAAUAUAUGGGGCUCCGUAUAAAAUAAUAAACAUCUGUCCAUUUCAUACAACAUCACAGAAUUACUUGGGUGCGUUCAGUAUUCCCAACAAACACAUAACAUUCCCCAAAUGUUCUCUGAAGGUUACACUUAAGGUUUUUGUGGAACCUUCAGUGGACGUUCCUAGAACGUUCUCUUAACAUAGUAUUUAUGUUAGUAAGUUCACAACUUUUGUGAACUUUCAGACAGCCUUUAUGGGACGUACCCUGAAGGUUUUAUUAAAGGUGCGCUAAGCGAUUUUAGGCAACGUCACUCAAAUUUGUUAUUUGUUUGUUAUGUUUUUAUGGUACAUUUUGAAACCUUUAACAAAGGUCCUGUGACAGCGCAGUUUGCUUCCCAGCAUGCAUUUUAAGAUUUAGUUAGUUGCCUUGAUUAGGCUACAUUAUUCUACAUUAUUGGGUUUUGAAACACAUUAGUUGAAACACGCU